Messenger RNA from Polyodon spathula (Mississippi paddlefish), 1844 nucleotides. RefSeq names its product 4-trimethylaminobutyraldehyde dehydrogenase A-like. The coding region runs from base 142 to 1716 and encodes 524 amino acids. The transcript has 12 exons. NCBI's taxonomy places the organism in Eukaryota, Metazoa, Chordata, Actinopteri, Acipenseriformes, Polyodontidae. The record is from RefSeq and is a predicted model, not a curated record. Gene Ontology annotation, molecular function: aminobutyraldehyde dehydrogenase (NAD+) activity; 4-trimethylammoniobutyraldehyde dehydrogenase (NAD+) activity.
GAAAACGACCCCUCAACGCAGAUCGUUUUUUGCAGUGUAAAGUGCAAAACAGCCAUUUCUUUAAUAUAUACUUGAACAAAAGUCAGACCGUUGCAGGAACGAGAAGCUGUGCUUUGAUUCGUACUUUGACCACCACCCAAGAUGUUGCAACAGAGCUGCUCAGCGGCCCAGGCCGGACUUGAGAUCCUGCGAACUCGCCUUCUUCCUUCUACCGCUAUCAGGAGCGCCUGCACCGGGACGCUGCAGUUGAAGGAGCCGCUGAACUUCUGGUGCGGGGGGAGAGUGAAGCCUUCUACGAAGGAUGCUAGACCGAGUGAACCGGUGUAUGAGCCCGCUACCGGCCGCGUGCUCUGUGAGAUGUUCCCUUGUGGUCCUGCCGAGGUGGAGCAGGCUGUGCAGAGUGCCCAGUCCGCUUUCCAGAAAUGGAGCCAGAUGUCUGGGAUGGAGAGGGGUCGUGUGAUGCUGGAGGCAGCCAGGAUCAUCCGGGAGCAGAGAGAGGAGAUUGCUAACAUGGAGGUCAUCAACAACGGCAAGUCCAUCUUCGAGGCUAGGAUUGACAUCGACAUCGCCUGGCAGUGCAUCGAGUACUACGCUGGCAUCGCCGGGACCCUAGCUGGCCAGCAUGUGCAGCUGCCCGGGGGGUCCUUCGCCUACACCCGUCGGGAGCCUCUGGGGGUGUGUGUGGGGAUCGGCGCCUGGAACUACCCCUUCCAGAUCGCUGCCUGGAAGUCUGCCCCUGCCCUGGCUUGCGGCAAUGCAAUGGUGUUCAAGCCCUCUCCCAUGACUCCGGUGACAGCAGUGAUCCUGGCAGAGAUCUACGCUCAGGCAGGCGUUCCCGAGGGUCUGUUCAACGUGGUGCAGGGCAGCGCCGAGACCGGUACCCUUCUGUGCCUGCACCCCGGCGUGGCAAAGGUGUCCUUCACUGGCAGUGUGCCAACUGGCAUCAAGAUCAUGGAGAUGUCUGCGAAGCGCGUGAAGCCGGUCACUCUGGAGCUGGGUGGGAAGUCUCCUCUGAUCAUCUUCUCAGACUGCAGCCUGGAGAACGCAGUGAAUGGCGCGCUUAUGGCCAACUUCCUCUCCCAGGGCGAGGUCUGCUGUAACGGGACGCGGGUGUUCGUUCAGAGGGAUAUCCUGGAGCCCUUCCUGGAGGAGGUGGUGAAGAAGACCCGCGGCAUCAAGGUCGGAGACCCCCUGGAGGAAGGCACGCGCAUGGGGGCUCUGAUCAGCAAGCCCCACCUGGACAGAGUGCUGGGCUUCGUGCGGCAGGCCAAGCAGCAGGGGGCCACGGUGCUGUGUGGAGGGGAGCCAUAUGUGUCUGAAGAUCCCAAACUGAAGAACGGGUACUUCAUGUCCCCCUGCGUCCUGAGUAACUGCACCGACGAGAUGACUUGUGUAAAAGAGGAGAUCUUCGGCCCCGUGAUGUCGGUCCUGCCCUUUGACACUGAGGAGGAGGUCCUGCAGAGAGCCAACAACACCACCUUCGGACUGGCCUCCGGUGUCUUCACCAGGGAUGUGUCCCGCGCUCACCGCAUGGCUGCCAAGCUCCAGGCAGGGACCUGCUUCGUGAACACCUACAAUGCCAGCCCCGUGGAGGUGCCCUUCGGGGGAUACAAGAUGUCAGGUUUCGGAAGAGAGAACGGCACGGUAACCGUGGAGUAUUACUCGCAGCUAAAGACUGUCGUCAUGGAGAUGGGAGAUGUGGAGAGUCCCUUCUAGAACCCGGAACCCUCUGCUCCCUCACUGUUCCGCAGCGCACUCUGGCAGCAGCUUCUCUGAUCUGUGAUGCUCAGCAGUCUCUGUGCAGACCACAGUUGCAAUAAAAGGCAGAAUCUGGUUAACACAAA